Molecule: messenger RNA, 1060 nt
Organism: Lemur catta (Ring-tailed lemur)
Lineage: Eukaryota; Metazoa; Chordata; Mammalia; Primates; Lemuridae
Product: jerky protein homolog
Exons: 1
Coding region: 1-717 (238 amino acids)
Cellular component (GO): nucleus
Molecular function (GO): DNA binding
Source: RefSeq, a predicted model, not a curated record
AUGGGUGACGAAAGGGCAACAACAGAUUGCAAGGAUGCCAAGCAAAGGUUAACUAUUCGUGGGUGUGCUAAUGCUGCAGGCACACACAAGAUAAAACUGGCAGUGAUUGGAAAAACCCUAUAUCCAAGAUGUUUAAAAGGUGUGCACAAUUUACCUGUGCAUUAUUAUGCGAACAAGAAAGCUUCAGUAACAAGAGAAAUCUUUUCUGACUGGUUCAAUAAGCACUUUGUGCCUGCAGCACAAGCUCAUUGCAGACAAGCUGGACUGGGAGACAAUUGCAAAAUUUUAUUAUUUCUAGACAACUGUUCUGCUCAUCCCCCUCCUGAACUUCUUGUGAAAAGUAACGUUUUGGGCAUUUACUUUCCCCCCAGUGUGACAUCUGUAAUUCAGCCCUGUGACCAAGGAAUUCUAUGUUCCAUGAAGAGCAAAUACAAACACUUUUUUUUGAACAGCAUGCUUGCUUCAGUUAACAGAGGCCUGAAAAUCCAGGACUUCCUUAAAGAAUUUAGUCUUAAGGAUGCCAUCUACACAGUUGCUAAUGCUUGGAACGACAUUGAUAAGUCAACCUUAACCAGUGCUUGGCACAGACUUUGGGCUACAAUGAUGUUUGAAAAUGACCUUGCUGAUGAAGAUUUUGAAGCAUUUAAAGACUCUAAUGAGAAGAUGAUGGUUUCAAAACUCAUUCUUACGCCAAAAGCUUAUCAGCUGAAAGUAUAAAUAAGUUAGAAGACGCCGACAUUGAAGAAAUGCUAAACAUCAAUAAUGAUGCACCCAUUGUGCAUCCUUUGAGUGGGGAAAUUGCUGAGAUGGUGUUAAAUAAAGAUCACUAUGAAGAUAGUAGGAGUAAUCAUGAUGACAUUGUGAGCACAGGUGAAAAAAUCUCCGUAGAUUGUAUGGUGAAAAUGUGUGACCAAUUAAUUGCUGGCCUUCAACAAUGUGCAUUUAUCAGUGAGCAAGAGCUCAUGGCAGUUUACUCAAUUAGAGAGAAACUGCUUAGACAGAAACCUGUGUUAAGGAAACAGAUGACACUGGGAAAAGUCUUUAAUAAGGCUCUCUGUGA